CAACAACAAAAUAAAAAACGACCUAUUGCAGCUGUCGAUAAAGCAAAUACACCACGUCCAUAUAAAUGUCCUAUGUGUCCCAAGUCCUUUUAUCGUCUUGAACAUCAAACUAGACAUAUUAGAACACAUACAGGUGAAAAACCUCAUAAAUGUACUUUUCCAGGUUGCGAAAAACGCUUUUCUCGUUCAGAUGAAUUAACACGUCAUGUCCGUAUUCAUACUUCACCUAAUAAAAGAAGAGAACGUAGACAGAAUAAAUCAAAGAGAGCUCGUACAGCUACACCUGCUCCUUCUGUUACUGCUGUUGCUCUUACCGCUCAUCAUUCAAUGCCUCCCUCUCCAGCUUUAUCUACAACAAGUUCACAUUUUAAUGACUUUCAACAUCAUUCGGAUUCUGAUGCAGAGUUCCUUUUUACACCAGAGACAUCUCCUCAAAUCUCUCCUCGUCUCAUAUCAUCAAAUCAAAGUUUACAAAAGUUGACUCAACAUCAUGCAAGUUUAUUAGAUCUUCUCGAUCGUCCUCCUCAAGCUCGUGUCUUGCCUCCUAUUGUUACAAGUCAAUAUGCUUACGUUGAUAAAUCUCUUCCUUCUAUUCAUUCUGUGUUGCCUUAA
Cokeromyces recurvatus is the source of this 612-nucleotide messenger RNA. RefSeq lists its product as uncharacterized. NCBI's taxonomy places the organism in Eukaryota, Fungi, Mucoromycota, Mucoromycetes, Mucorales, Mucoraceae. The annotation marks the transcript as partial. Gene Ontology annotation, molecular function: RNA polymerase II cis-regulatory region sequence-specific DNA binding. The transcript has 2 exons. Gene Ontology annotation, cellular component: nucleus; cytoplasm. The record is from RefSeq and is a predicted model, not a curated record.